AUGGAGAGUCUCUGGGCUAAAGCCUACAAGAUAAUCCAAAACGACGAAAAUCAUUCUCAACUGCUCGACAAGUUCGAAGCGUAUCUGCAAAAGACAGGGGAUGAGGGAAGAGAAGAGAUCUCUAGUAGUUCUCAGAGUGUUCAAAGAGUCAAAGACAUCCAAAAGAUGGCUGAAAACAAGCUCGAAAAGCUGCCAGAAAGUCGCACCUCUUUGUCAAUUGGCGGAAAGCGAGUCAUUGUCCGAGAAUCUGUUCAAAAAGCCAUCCGAACGAUUACACAAUUCAAACCUCUGAUUAGUGGAGCAAUCUCAGCUGAACCUCAUGCGGCUUUGGCAUGGGCUUGUAUCCUAGGCGUUUUACCCAUUCUAGAGAGCAUAUUUCAACAAGACGAAGCCGCAGCAGACGGACUCGGUAAAAUUGUGUUUUUGCUUGUCCGGUACCAAAACAUCCAGGAUACAAUCUUGUCUCGUAACUCUGGAUACGGAGGGCAAAUCGAGACCACACAGCAACUAUAUGAUAACAUCGAAAGCAAACUUGUCAGCAUUUAUGCAAAUGUCUAUAUGUACCAAAUUCAAUUUGUAUUGCAAUAUGGACGCAGUAAAUGGCGCCGUAAUCUAGGGGGUAUUUUCAAGCCUGAAGACUGGAAACAGAAGUGGAACGAAAUUGAUUCUGCCCGGCAGCUUGUCGAUCAAGGUAUUCAGGACCAAGUUGGUGCUAGAAUAUUGGACACAUGGGAAGCUGUAAAGAAGAUCGAAAUAGAAACUACGGAAACCUUGAAAGUGGUUCAGGGUAUCAACGCGAGGUCCGAGGAGAUUCAAAACGCGCAGAAUUCUACCAUAGAGAGAGAUUUACUGCUUUCAUUACCUAUUGCUGCAAAUGCCACUUUUGAUUCAACCGAGGUUCUGGGAGCCGAGAACCCUUGUCUGGAAGGCACCCAACAGACCAUUCUCGCCGAGAUCCAAGAAUGGGCCGAGGAUCCCACAGGAGAGAUGAUAUUUUGGCUUCAUGGUUUGGCCGGAACUGGAAAGUCGACCAUUGCCCUGACUGUUGCGGAUGCCUUGAAACAGAGGAGGCCAUUUACAACGGGUAUUGACCCACCUGAAAGAGCAUUCCUCGGUGCUAGCUUUUUCUUUAAGCAAGGUGAUGCGUCCAGAAACCAUAUUCAGACCUUUUUUACUACUCUAGCUAUGUGUCUGGCAGAAGUGUUUCUGGACUUCAAAUCCCUAAUCGCUCGAGCGAUCGACAAGAAUCUAACAAUUGGAACGAAAGCCCCGCAGCAGCAGCUUGAGAAUCUCAUUGCCAAACCUUUCUCGACCCUGAAUGAGCAAUCACUCGUGGCCCUGCGGUUGGUAAUCGUAGUUGACGCUCUGGACGAGUGUCUCCUUCGAACCGAAGCCGAGAGUCUGAUAAUUAUGCUAGUUGGGCAGCUUAAAGAUCUCCAACAUGUGCAACUCCGUUUCCUCAUUACCAGCAGGAGUGAGAGACACAUUAUGGGUAGAUUCGAGCAGUUGUCUAAAGACCUCUAUCGCUCGGUGUUUCUCGAAAAGAUCAAACAAUUGGAGCAAGGAGAUGACACGAAAGACGACAUCACAUUAUAUCUUGCGUGCACCCUUGCUAAAGUCGCCAACAAGCGCGGUGUCCCGGUAAGCUCUAUUACUGAAAGCACGAUCAAGGAAUUGAGCAACAAGUCUGACGGUCUUUUCAUCUAUGCGGCAACUGCAUGUCGCUUUUUAGAUGCCGAAGACUUUGAUGACGAGGAAGCUAGACAAGAGCGUCUGGAUUUGAUUUUGGAAAGCAACUCUGACAGUGAUGAGUCUGGAAUAGAUGACUCGGACAUAGAUGACUGGGAAGCCGGCUCCCCUCAAAACAAGAUUGACGAGAUCUAUCGCAAAGUCUUGUCAUUUCCAGACCGCGAAAGAAUGUCUCCUAGGACGAAGCAAAAGAUAUACAACGGUCUGGGUAUGGUACUUGGCUUUCUUGUAGUAUUCUUCAAACCUGUCUCUACGCUUGUUCUCAAGAAAUUCCUGCCCUCCUUGGCUGAAAGCAUGGAUCAACUGUUGAAGAAGCUUCAUGCCUUGGUUUCCGUCCCACAGGACGAAAAGACUCCGCUGGAAGUGGUGCAUACUUCAUUCCGAGAUUUCAUUCUCAGCAAGAGGCGAUCAACACAGCUCAGGUUUCAAGUUCAGGAAAACAAAAUGCACAAAGAAGCUUUGGUUCGUUGUCUUGAUAUCAUGUCUUCCGAGCUUCACGAAGACAUCUGCGAGUUACUUUGGCCAGGAAUCACUCAUUCAGAGAUACCACAGGAUCGAGUCGAAAAGAUGAUUCAGCGACAUUUAAGAUAUGCAUGUCGAUACUGGGUUGACCAUCUUUCAAACCUAAGCAAUGAGGACCGAAGGAGUGUCGGGCUUGUAGAUGGUGGAAGUGUCCAUACGUUUCUUGAAAGUCAUUUCUUACAUUGGCUCGAGGCCAUGAUCCUGAUCAAGGAAACCGCAUCGACUGUUCUUAUACUCAAUAAGCUACAGAUCUUAGUCCAGCACUCGGAUUGUCCAGAUUUGUUUUCUUCAAUCUCCUAUAUGAAACAGUUCAUACUCAGCAACGUAUGGAUUGCCGACAAAUUACCAUUGCAGAUAUAUGUAUCCGCAACGACUUUUAGCCUCAAGGAUAGCAAGGCACGGUCACUCUUCGAGGCUCACACACCUCGUUGGAUUUCACAACUGCCAAAGGUUGAAGAACAGUGGACUUCGAAACGUUGCGUUCUAGGGGGGCAUACUGAGAAAAUAACAUGCACAGCUUUCUCUCCGGCUUUUGAUCUUGUCCUCACUGUAUCACUUGACCGAACAGCUAGGCUGUGGGACUCGGUCACAGGAACUCAGCGAUUUAUUUUUGAAAAGACAGAUCCAGAUGCAUAUACUUGCGGUGCCUUCUCGUCAGAUGGGAAGGCCAUCGGACUGGGCACCCGUUCCGGAAGGGUCGAGGUCAAAGAGUUCUUAAAUAAGAGAUCAAUUCAAUUAGGGGGUCACGAAAAAGGCGUUGAAGAUUUGACCUUUUCACCGAAAAGCAGCAACGUAUUUGCGUCUACAUCUAAGAGCGGGGACCUCAAAAUAUGGAGCAUUGAUGGAAGGUGCACGGAUCGUGUCUUUAGUAUCCGCAAGCCUUAUGGGACUGACGAGCCCCCUUCUUCUGGUGACACUGAUCCUGCAAAGCUUCUUUGUCAGUUCACACCCAAUGGAAAGUUUCUGAUAGUUGGAGGGACUUCGGUCAGUAUGGGUAUGUGGGAUGUGGAAAGCGGGGAGUGCAUCAAAGUAUUUGCCAGUGCCGACACAACUUUCAUCAUGGAUCUCAAAGUUUCUCCAAGUGGAAACUAUGCAAUAAUCCUUCAAACACCUGAGAUCCGGAGGCUCGACGGUGACAACAACACUGGUAAUGACAAAAGCAGUAUAAGACGCGAUGGUGACGACGACUUCCGGUGCUUCAAACGCAUCGAAAAUUACAUGAGCAUGUGCACUGUCACCAUCAUCAACCUUGCGACAGAAGAAAUCGAAUUUUACUGCGACGAAAACAAACAGGUUCGAUGGAUUUCGAUGUUACCACAAAACGAGAAUCACAUCAUGGUGGGAAGCUAUGACACCAUCGAAUUACUUGACACCAAGACUUUGUCAAAAGUCAUGCUACUCGACACGUUUAGUUCGGGGCAUUAUUUUACACAUUCUCGGGACGGCAGGAUUUUAGCUACACGGGAGUAUUGUGACCUUGUACUCUGGGACAUGCCACUAGAUGCAGCCGCAAACCGACCUUCUGACACAUGUGUUCAACAUGUCAAUCCGAUGGAUCCUUCUGCAAAUAACAAGCUUGGGCGCAUCCCCCGACUUGAGGAAGACGGAUACGAGAUUCAUGACUCAACUAGGAGCCGAAAGGCUCUUCCAAUCAAUGCAGUAGAGUCAAUAUACUUUGCGCAUGAUGGGAGGUAUAUUGCGUUGGGAUUUGGCAAGGGGGUAUACCAGCUCUGGAAUAAGAGCAUGACUACACGAAUAUUCCCUUUCAAGGAAUUGCAAAAGAUCAUCUUCUCACCCAAUGUUAAGUCCAUUGCCCUGGUUUCGACGAAAAUUGGGAUAGAGGUAGUCGAUAGCACGACCUUGGAGGUGAUAAUGAUGUGUGAAAAGACACUCGACCUAGAUGUUUGUGAUAUUGAGCUUUCACCUGAUGGUCGGACUAUCUGCAUCUCAUAUGUCGACUCCGAGGCUGGAAACUGUUCAAUCGAGUUGUGGAGUGUGAUAUCUGCGGAGUGCGUUUGGUGGAAAUGUUCUCCAAUGGCUAUCGAUUCGCUGAGUUUCAAAUUCUCACCAGAUAGCAAGUUCUUGGCUUUUUGUUGGGGUGCUUGCACAACCCACGAUCCUGGCUUAUGGAUCAUUAUGGACCUUUCGACAUCUAAGGAAAUAUUGGAAGACUACUAUGUCCAAUUAGUCUUUCAUCCUAAAGCUCAGCUCUUCGCGGUUAUGACCUUUACGGAGGAUGCCGACGGAUACAUCGAGAUUAGGCGAAUUUCUUCCAUGAGCUUGGUAUGGAGAGUUGAGUGUGAUGUUGAUGAAGGCGUCCUAUGGAUGGCUUUUACACCUAGCGGGAUCGUUGUCGUAUCAGAAGAUGGAUAUGAAGGCUCAGUGGCGAUAGUCCGGAUGUGGGACAUUGAAAAAGGAACUGAGAUUGGAAGUUAUACUAUUGAUGGAAAGAUCGGUCCUUUCUGGAUCUCAGACGAUGGACAUUUGAGAUGCUCAAAUGGUCGACUUCCUCUGCCCUCAUCCUUUCUUAAUCAAGGCGACAAAGACCCGGCGAAGACACGAGAAGAUGAACAGGAUCUUCUCUAUUUGGGACACCGAUGGAUAUAUCGUGGACUGGAGGAGAUCAUGUGGCUUCCUCCUGCUUUUCGAUCUACGGAUUCAGUUUUGAAUGGUGAUACGCUUGCCAUGGCUUACAAAGAGCGCGAUCUGAGACUUAUGAAGUUUGACCUGGCUAAAAUGCCAGUUCGAUGGGUUGGCUACACUGACAGCAAAAGCAUCUUGGACGACAGCCGCUCCGAAGGGUCUGGAGAUGACAGCACUCCUAACGGUGAUGACGAUGAUACCAAUGACGAUCCUAAGGGUAAAGGUAAAGAUGUCGAAAGUAUUCGAGACUUUGAUAAGCUGGAGGAGUCGUUGCGCAGGUUCACUUUGGAUAAGAGGGCUCGAUCCAAACUGGCUCCAGCAAAACACUACUUGCUCAACAUGUUGAACGACAUCAGUAUCCUUGCAGCGCUUGACAAGGGUAUCCAGGCCCUUCAGGAGCUGGAACCUCAGCUCGAGAAUAUGAAAGAGGCCAUCCUAGAGGUUGACAAAAAGACCGAGGAUAUCAUCGAAACACUGCACGCGGAGGUUUACAACAGCACGCGGGCGACUCUUACCGAGGUUAUAACCCAUGCUGGUGAUCGAAUCGACCACCUUGACAUCAUGUAUCCGGGUCUGCUAAGCGUGAUGAGCUAUUCUGAGGACAUCAAAGAUGCAAUCUUGACAGAUAUUUCUGACUCUGUUUCAAGGGGGUCCGACGUGAUUAAGCAACUUGGACUUCUUCAUCUUGGUGACGAGUACCAGAAUCUCACCUUUCACCCAGCUGCUAUGUUCCGUCGUAAGCGAGAUGAACUGGCAAAACAAAUCCAUAUCUCUACGGCAUUCUCAGACUUCGUUGAGUGGCCACUACUAUUUGAAGGCGACAACCUCACCAGCGUCGACGCCGUGCUCAAGAUUGCCACAGCUGUUGGUGGAGGUUGGAUUGAUAUUCAAACUUGGAUGGAUCAGGCUUUCAUGGCAGCAAGAGUGGCGGCCAACGUCAAUCUUCGCCGGGCUGUGCUCUCUGGCAUUAUCUGCACCGGACUCUUCACUGUGGCUUGUAUCAUCUGGAGGAUACCUACAGUCCAUCCCCGUCGCAUUUCCGCCAAGAUUUCUGCCAAGCUUGCCGAAAUCGACUACGUGCAUGCCAACGCAACUCGUAUUUCGGGCAGUGUGCGCAAGGUUCUUCGUAUCCCCUACAAUAAUAUGCGGGUAGAGCUUGAUCGUGCCUUGAAGGAUGUGGGAGAGCGUCGGGAUGAGAACUUGCGUGUCAAGACCGAGAGUAGUAUUGCCCUGAGCUACCUGCGUAACUUGGUUCAAGACAGUGCCAAACAAAGGACUGCGAUUGAGGGCCUCGAGUUGGAGGCACAUCCACAGACUUGA
This is a messenger RNA of Fusarium sp. VM40, 6234 nucleotides long. NCBI's taxonomy places the organism in Eukaryota, Fungi, Ascomycota, Sordariomycetes, Hypocreales, Nectriaceae. The record is from the annotation of a GenBank genome assembly.